AUGGCCCGCUGCUUGGGCUCCGUGCCGCUGCUGCUGCUGCUGCUGCUGCUACAGCUGCUUCUGAGGUCUACGAGCUCGGCCGCACGGAACCGAUGCGUGGACGCGGCCGAGGCGUGCACGGCGGACGCGCGGUGCCAGCAGCUACGCACGGAGUACGUGGCGCAGUGCCUGGGUGGAGGCGCGGGCGGGCCGUGUCCCCGCGCUCGCUGCCGCCGCGCCUUGCGCCGCUUCUUCGCCCGCGGGCCGCCCGCGCUCACGCACGCGCUGCUCUUCUGCCCGUGCGCGGACCCCGUGUGCGCCGAGCGCCGGCGCCAGACCUUCGUGCCCGCCUGCGCCUUCUCCCGGCCCGGCCGGGCGCCGCCCUCCUGCCUGGCGCCCUUAGACACCUGCGAGCACAGCGGGGUCUGCAGACCCCGCCUCCUGGCCUUCCAGGCCUCCUGCGCGCCCGCCCCCAGUGCCCCCGACGGCUGCCCGCGAGAUCAGGCCUCCCGCUGUCUGCGCGCCUACGCGGGCCUCGUAGGCACCGCAGUCACCCCCAACUAUGUGGACAACGGGAGCGCGCGCGUGGCGCCCUGGUGCGACUGCGGAGCCAGCGGAAAUCGACGGGAGGAGUGCGAAGCCUUCCGGGAGCUCUUCACCGGGAACCGCUGCUUGGAUGGCGCUAUACAGGCCUUUGACAGCUGGCAGCCCCCAGUCCUGCAGGCCCAUCCAGACUCCAGCCAGGACCUUGAGCACAGCCUCCUGCAGGUAUCCUCCACAGAUGGGCCCCUGAAGGGGUGCUCCCUGCUCUAUCUCCCUGUCUUGGCUCUCCAGACUCUGCUCUGACUAGAACAGCAGACCUUGAACAGCACAGCCAACUGUCCCACCCUGCCGGGGUACAUGGCCACCUCUGUGGCCUACUGCCCCACUGAAAAGGGACUGGUUUACCUUCCCCCCCCCUCCCGGACCCCCAAGCUAGCCCCAGUGGCUCUUGCCCUGCUGCCCCCUGCAGGUCUGGACAUCCUGUGUGCUUGUCCCCUGGAGUGAGGCAUAUAGGCUACAGGCCUAAUUGCGAAGCUCAUGGUUUCCCUUUCAGUCGGUUUCUUGGUUGUAGGUCUCUUUCUCCACAGACCUUGGAACAGUUGGAGUUUCCCAAAGGUUAGGCAUGAGAGGGGGUCACCUGUGUAGCCGAGGCCUCACCAGGCCCCAAGAUAACCUAGAGAGGGUGAGAGACCAACCAAACUCCAAGAAUUAUAGGAGAUUUUAUCAGCCCCCCAAGCAGAUUAUACCUUAAAGAGUAAUCUGAACAGACUUAUAGGCAAAACCCCCGCUAACUCUGCAGCCUUUCAUGGCCCCUUCCCAGUUAUGUGCCACUCAUGAUGAUAAUCACCCGCGUCCCAUGACAAACGUCCCAUGGCAGAGUGAUAUGUUGCUUGGUGGGUACCACCUUGAGUAGGUGGGAACCCAGUUCCCUGCAUUGCACUGGCCAUGUAGCCACCUACCCCAUGGUUUAACCCAGCACUGGGAAUGGUAUCCACAGCUCAAUAAAUCGAUGUUCACUGA
Molecule: messenger RNA, 1542 nt
Organism: Myotis daubentonii (Daubenton's bat)
Lineage: Eukaryota; Metazoa; Chordata; Mammalia; Chiroptera; Vespertilionidae
Gene: GFRA4
Product: GDNF family receptor alpha 4
Biological process (GO): nervous system development
Cellular component (GO): external side of plasma membrane; signaling receptor complex
Molecular function (GO): glial cell-derived neurotrophic factor receptor activity
Source: RefSeq, a predicted model, not a curated record